Molecule: messenger RNA, 2633 nt
Organism: Drosophila busckii
Lineage: Eukaryota; Metazoa; Arthropoda; Insecta; Diptera; Drosophilidae
Product: transcription factor Ouib-like
Exons: 7
Coding region: 32-1054 (340 amino acids)
Biological process (GO): regulation of DNA-templated transcription
Cellular component (GO): nucleus
Molecular function (GO): zinc ion binding; DNA-binding transcription factor activity, RNA polymerase II-specific; RNA polymerase II cis-regulatory region sequence-specific DNA binding
Source: RefSeq, a predicted model, not a curated record
UAUUAGCAAGAGGUUUAUGAAAUUUUGAGACAUGUCGAUCCAAUGCAGAACCUGUGGGGAGCCCAUAUACGAUCAAGACCCGAGAAACCUUUUCGAGCCAGAGCAUAAAAACAUACGAGAUAAUAUUGAGGCACUCACUAGUAUUAAAUUAGCAAAUGGUCCACAAUUUCCAAAACAUAUCUGUUCCUGCUGCUACUUGGACUUGGACUAUUCAAUAUCAUUUCGUGAGCGUUGUUUGGAAACCCAAAAGCACUUGUUGAACAUCCAACCAAAUACAAAUUACGCUAUAGAUUUGAAUUGCGUAUAUAUGCUUCAAAGUAAAGAUAAGGAUGCUAUUGAUAAAGAUGAAAAUGAAUCUCUUGAAACACUUGACGAUAAUUUAGCAUUACAAAAGGAUUCUGAGCACCAAACUAACGCAACUAUACACUCAAACCCAAUCAAAGAUAUACCAAUAAUCAGAGGCGCUAAAUCGAUAGCCAAAUAUAAAAAGAGCAAAGAUAAAGUAAAGAAGUACUUGUCGCCAGAUGAGAAGAAAUACAUUUGUGAUUACUGUGGUUGGACAUUUCGUGAUUUAAGUAAUAUGAAAGAUCAUGUAAUUCGUCAUUCUGGUGUGAAGGAUUUCGAAUGCAAACAGUGUGGCGCUAAAUUUUUUACAAGACCUCAGCUAAUGCUUCAUGACCGUGUGCAUCAUAAAGGAGAAAAACCCUUUAAGUGCAAAUAUUGCAAUAUGGGAUUUCGAAAUAGUCCGGGUCGGUGCCGACAUGAACGCAAAUAUCAUCCAAAUGAGCUUCCGUUUGCCUGCAAUCUUUGUAAGCGAACAUUUAUAAGCAAAAUCAGUUUAGAAAACCACAAGAUAGUGCAUAUCACUGGAGAAACAGUGUAUAGUUGCAAUGCAUGCUUAAAAAUAUUUAAAGAUGCUAUAUCAUUAAAACGUCAUAACUUAACUAAGUACCAUUUAAGAAGAACUAUGCAAAUGCUGGAGUUUGAAACUUUUACUGAUGAGGAACUGGAAUAUGAUUUUGUGGAUUCUAUAGUUGAAACAACUCAUGAUUAAACACACUUAUAAUAACUAACUGUCGGUUUAGGGCAGUUGAGGCUUUAAAAUAUGCGCUAUAAUUGCCAUUCACCACGAAACGUUAUCAAAUACCAAUAAAAAUACUUAAACAGAAUAACAGCCCUGUUUAGUCGACGCUACGGCUACAAUAAUAUUAGGAACAAACAAAUUUAUAAAAAUGUCUGCUGAAUCCGAUUUUCAGUGCAGAACAUGCGCUGGAAAAAUGUUUAACUCUAAUGCCAAAAAUCUUUUCGAAAAGGAGGGUACGGAAAUUUUGCGGCACAUUGAAACUCUAACUGGAAUUCGGUUAAUUGGCGACAAAAAUCUACCAAAAUAUAUUUGCAACUGUUGCCACUUGGACUUGUAUCAUUCAAUUUCCUUUCGAGAACGCUGCAUCAACACGGAAAAGUUGCUUCAACGUGCAAAGCAACAAGCUGAAAAUGUUGUUGAAGUUGAAACGUCAGAGUCUGAGGAAGAUUCAAAGCCAUUAGUAGUGAAACCUGAUCCACUAAAUAUGUUGACUAAACAGAACCUCGCAAUUGGCAAGACUACAGUUGAACCAGAUGUUAAAAAUGUUAAAGCCCUAAUUAAAGAUGAAUCAUCGGAUGAAGAUGAAUGGAAGUUACAAGAGCCUGACCCAUGGCCCGACUCGCCAAUUGAAGCUGCUCCAGAGCCACGCACAUUGCGAAGUGGUACUCAAAAUGCGAAAGCGGAAUCAAAAACACAAAAGAAGCGCCCUACCAAAGUGAAGAAAGCACCCAAAGUUGUCCCCGAGCCUGAAGCUACAAAUUCAAAGUGUGCUAAGAAAAAUACGGCUGGCAAGAUUGAACCAAUUGCAAGUGUAUUAACGAGUUGCGAGUCCCCGGCGCCCAACCAAAAGUUAAUCGAAGACAAAAGCGCUGCUGAGCCUAGUGUAGAACCUUCGCUAGUAUCGGCAUCGCCAACUAAAAUCUCCGGCAACCCAGAAGUUAAAAAGAUACGCAGAAGAAAAGAACGAUGCCAAUCAAAUGCACCAAAGAUUCAUAUGUGUGAUCAGUGUGGUUAUCGAUCUUCGUGUAAGAGAGCCUUGGCAAUACACAUCUUGCGCCAUAAAGGAGAAAAGAAUUUUGAGUGCGAAGAAUGUGGCUUAAAGUUUUAUAAUGCAUCCAUGCGAAAAUUGCAUAUACGUGUUAAGCAUCAAGGCGAAAAGCCAUUUGACUGUAAAUAUUGUGGUCAAUCCUUCUACACACCCAGCGCUAGGGGCCGUCAUGAAAAAGUUACACAUAUCCGAAACUUUUGCUAUGAAUGUAAGAUGUGUGGCAAAAAGUACAUGACCAAAUCUUGUUUAACUAAGCAUGAGUUCCUGCAUACAGGCCUCAAACCUUAUCGCUGUGAAUUGUGCAAUGUGGGCUUUCCUCGUCGACCCGGACUGCGUAUACAUUGUCGCACAAAGCAACACCAAAAGAGAGCUGCAGACGCCUUAAGUAAUCAGCAACCAAUAGAUGCCGAAAUUAUACGGGACAUAGUAAUUCCAAAUGAUGGAAUAAUAUUUACGGACGGAAAUACAAUUAUAGAAGUAAUUGAUGAACAAAAUGAGGAA